This is a messenger RNA of Magnolia sinica, 2512 nucleotides long. Its product is annotated as rust resistance kinase Lr10-like. The coding region runs from base 63 to 2105 and encodes 680 amino acids. Gene Ontology annotation, molecular function: ATP binding; protein kinase activity. NCBI's taxonomy places the organism in Eukaryota, Viridiplantae, Streptophyta, Magnoliopsida, Magnoliales, Magnoliaceae. The transcript has 3 exons. Gene Ontology annotation, biological process: protein phosphorylation. The record is from RefSeq and is a predicted model, not a curated record.
CUCGGCUCUCUCUCCCACGCACCUUUCCCUUGGAUGCAAGGACCCUCGACACGGUUCCCACCAUGAAACCUUCUCACCGCCUCUCCAACCUCCUCUUAUUCUUCCACCUCAUCUCUACCUUUCUCCAGGUGGGCCACACAUCCAACAUCUCUUCCUUCUACUACGACCAAUGUUCUCCGUCCACAUGCGGCAAAUCCAUCCUCAAAUUCCCAUUAGGAAGGAACGCGCCGUGUCGUAGCGCCUACAUAACAACCUCAUGCGAGAACGGCACCGUCUUCAUCACUGACGAUGAAAACCCACACAUAAAAUACAAGGUCGCCGAGGACCUGACAGAUGAAGUCUACUCGAAUCGGAUGGUCAAGUUCGUCGAUGUAUCCCUCUUCGGCUGCGGCCCGAUCCCUCCCUUCAAGGGAUCGACGGCCAACGCCGGUUUUGAAUCCCAGAAAUGGCUCGUGGAAGGGGUCUUUCACGCGAAGUCCGACUACUGGUUGGGGACCUUCUUCAACUGCACGAAGAAGCCUGCAGAAGAUAUUGUUUCUAGGCUAAGAGAAGGUCCAUGUUUGGAGUGUGGUGAGACCAGCAACUUGUGUUAUUUCUACGAUGGGUACAUGUCUGAUAUACCCAACUGUAGACCUUUUAGGACUAUCAUUCCAGUGAAAGUGUUUAACAAUUUCAGUAUGGUUGGGAACCUUAGGAAGGUGCUUCAAGAAGGUUUUAGGACUGACUGGGAUGGAGUUUGUGGGCCAUGCAUGGAAAUGGGUGGUGGGAGAUGCGGGUAUCUUGAUGAGAAGAGGCGAAGUGGUAAGGAGGUUUGCUUUUGCAAUUCUGGGGUCCAUAGACACAACUGCUCUGAUGGGCUUAUAAUUGAGCCUGUUGCUGAGGGCGGUGGGCCAAAGCGGAGAGACCCAAAGCGGCGAAUGAUGCUGAUUAUAGGAUUUUUGCUCGUAUUGGUAACUGUCGUCGCAUGUGCAAUCUACAUUUACUGCCUUCAGAGGCGUCGUAUGAAGCGAAGAUCGCAACAACGUGGUCAAGACGAGCAAGUGCUUCGACGCUAUCUAAACAAUGACAAUAGUACCCCAGCUUCCAUUGAAACAUUCCUACACAACUACAACUCUGGCAUGCCGACGAGAUUCUCCUACAAACAGCUGAAGAAAUACAGUCACAACUUCACUCACAAGCUCGGCCAAGGCGGCUUUGGAUCUGUUUACAAGGCCGACCUCCCUAAUGGCCUAGUAGUGGCUGUCAAGCUUCUCGAUGAAACUGAGCAAAGCGAGGCCCAGUUUGUCAAUGAGGUCCAGACCAUUGGCCGAAUCCACCACAACCAUCUAGUCCGGCUUUUGGGUUUUUGUUUCGACAAGUCGAGAAGAGCUCUAGUGUAUGAAUUUAUGGCAAAUGGAUCCUUAGAUAAGUACAUCUACCAAAGUGACGACGGUUUGCCUGAUAAGCUGGGCUGGGCUCAGCUCCAUGAGAUUGCGGUCGGCACCGCGAGGGGGAUCGCCUACCUCCACGAUGAAUGCCGGGUCAGGAUAUUGCACUGUGACAUCAAGCCUCACAAUAUCCUUCUUGACGAGAGGUUCACGCCCAAGGUGUCGGACUUCGGCCUCGCGCAAGCACUGAAUAGGGAAACUAGUCAUGUGUCCCUCCCGCGUGGGAGAGGGACUCCGGGAUACGCACCACCAGAAAUGUGGUUGAUGAACCAUGGUCCGGUGACCAGCAAGUCGGAUGUUUAUAGUUAUGGGAUGGUGAUUUUGGAAAUGGUUGGGAAGAGGAGGAAUUUCAAUGAAGAAGCUAGUAGCGAAAGUGAGGCCUACUUUCCUGAGUGGGCUUACUUGCACUAUGUGGUGGAGGUUGGUGGUGAGUGGUCCAAACACAACUCAGACCAAGGAAGAGAAGAUGAUGAGAUCGUGAGGACGAUGUCGCUGGUGGGCCUUUGGUGCAUACAAUUCGAACCCAAUCUGAGACCGACGAUGUGCAGGGUUAUAGAGAUGUUGGAGGGGAAUGUGGUGAUCGACGCUCCUCCAGUGCCAUUCGAUGUAAGCGUGUCUAGGGUCGUUACUGGUGGGACCCGCAUGAUCCCAAUCAAGGACUGUAUCGUUCACCAUUGAAACCCGGUCAUAUCACCCCAUUCGGGCCUGUAUUGGGCUGUUAUAGCCAUGCUGUCUGUGGCUGAAAUUGGUUCGUAUCAGUUUCGGACGAUACUUUAAAUCACCUUGUUCCGGAUCGUAACAUAAGGCGGGAGUUCAUAGUUUCACAUGAUACUGACAUGUAUGCAUACAAAGAUUUUGAAAUGUUAAUUUCUCUAGUAUCAAAUGGGCUUUAAAUACCCGACUGUUUGUUUCCUCAAUCAAAGUGUAAGUUGGGUUGGAUGAGAUCUGGACCAUUCAUCUGGUUGGCUAUAUGGUGGAUUGGCUGCUAGGUGCAUGGACAAAAUCAUAUGGAUUGGAUAAUUGUAAUCGACAAUUGGAGGGAUCUGGUCUACUGAAUAUUUAUCAUUAGUUGGAAUUCUAUCUAA